CGGGCGGGCUCGGGGGCGGGGCGGGCGCGGCGCGGUCACGUGUGUACACAGGCCCGCGCGGCGUGCGCGCCUUGAGCCCCGCAGCCUCCCGGAGCCCCGAGCUGCCAACUCCCGCGGCGACUGCGCGGCCCGCGGCCCAGCGAGCUGCCCGCCAUGUGGAGCUGCCCGCUCAACGGCACGGGCGGUGACGACCCGCUGCCCUGCCUGCACGUCCAGCGGGCGCUGUCCGCGCUGUCGCUGCUUUACCUGCUGGGCGGCGUCCCCCUCGGCCUGGGCUACAACGCGCUGCUGCUGCUGGCCAACCUGCACGACCCGGGCGGCAUGACCAUGCCCGACGUCUACUUCGCCAACAUGGCGGCGGCGGGGCUGCUGCUCUGCGCCCUGGCGCCCGCGCAUCUGCUGGGCCCUGGCGCGGCCGGCGGGGCCACCUGGGACUUGGGCAGCGAGGUGCACGUCUCGCUGCUGGUGCUGUUCAAUGUGGCGGCGCUGGUGACACUCUACUCCACUGCCCUGUUGGGCCUGGACUGCUAUAUCGAGCGCGCGCUGCCACGCACCUAUAUGUCCAGUGUCUACAACACCCGACACGUGUGCGGCUUCGUCUGGGGCGGCGCCCUGCUCGCCGGCUUCUCCUCCCUGCUCUUCUACAUCUGCAGCCAGGUGGCCGCGAGGCUGGUGGAGUGCUCGCGGAUGCAGGACGCGGCGGCGGCCGACGCCAUCAUGCUGCUCGUCGGCUACCUGGUGCCCGGCCUGGCCGCGCUCUACGCGCUUGUGCUCCUGGCGCGGGUCCGCAAGGAGGACACACCACUCGACCGGGACGCGGGCCACCCGGACCCCUCGGCGCACAGGCUGCUGGUGGCCACCGUGUGCGCGCAGUUCGGGCUCUGGACGCCCCACUACCUGACGCUCCUGGGGCGCACGGUCUUGGCAGCGCGGGGGAAGCCACUGGACGGGCACCACGUGGGGACGCUGCUCCUCGCCAAGGACCUGUCCAGGUUCCUGGCCUUCGCCAGCAGCGCUGUGGUGCCGCUUUUGUACCGCCACCUCGACAGAAACUUCCCCGGCAAGCUCCGGAGACUGAUGAAGAAGCUGCGCCGUGGGCACCAGAGCUGUUCCCCGGACCAAGCGGGGGCGCAGCCGGUGACGGCAUAGACCCAGCGGGGUCACAGCCGGUGACGGCAUAGACGCUGCUCCAGGGGCACCGCCGGGGGCGGGGCGGGCCGCACUGGCCGGAAGCACAGCCCGCGGUGAUCGGUCCCCUGUGCCCGAGGCUCGCUCCCUCCUCCCAGGUCAGGCGACCAGGAGACAACGCUGACUCCAGCCCCUGCUCCCUCGCCCCCUGGAGAGGAGGCAGAACCAGGCACAGCCCCGUGGAGUUCCCCAGGCGCCCGUGUGAGGAUGAGCCGUGUCCUCGGUGCCCGGCCACCCUUGGGUGUGCUCGUCUCCUGCUUGCAACUUUCAGGUCCGCGCCUGCAACAGCCUCCUUCCCCUCGGGCGCAAACGAAGUAAUGAAAACCUAACGCCAGUAUUUAUACUUUGUACUGUUAAAAUACUAGCCCCCCCUCUUGUUUUAUGAGGAGAUGUUUGAUAGGAAAGUCAGAAGGUAUUAAAAUGAAGGAAGCUCAAACUCCAGUGGCGGGCCUCGGCAGGGCUGCAGGCGUCCCAGGGUGCGCGGGCCUGGUGGGAGGGGUCAGAUGGGGCGUCUGCGGCUGCCAGGUGUGCCCCCGCCAGCGCUGGUCCAGUGAGGGUCUGUCCUGCACAACUCCCCAAAGGGUGCACCAAAGUUGAGUGUCAAUAAGGUGAAGGGAGGAAAACGCUGUUAGGAUUUCUAAC
Messenger RNA from Cervus elaphus (red deer), 1830 nucleotides. It is a transcript of the gene GPR146, whose product is annotated as G protein-coupled receptor 146. The transcript has 2 exons. The record is from RefSeq and is a predicted model, not a curated record. Gene Ontology annotation, cellular component: membrane. Gene Ontology annotation, biological process: G protein-coupled receptor signaling pathway. NCBI's taxonomy places the organism in Eukaryota, Metazoa, Chordata, Mammalia, Artiodactyla, Cervidae. Gene Ontology annotation, molecular function: G protein-coupled receptor activity. The coding region runs from base 154 to 1149 and encodes 331 amino acids.